This is a messenger RNA of Benincasa hispida (wax gourd), 1105 nucleotides long. NCBI's taxonomy places the organism in Eukaryota, Viridiplantae, Streptophyta, Magnoliopsida, Cucurbitales, Cucurbitaceae. The record is from RefSeq and is a predicted model, not a curated record.
UUUGGUAUGAAAAGAAAAAUCAACUGUCAACCAAACGGCCAGUUUCGAACCUGCGCCGAGGAAGAGGAACCAAAGAAAGAAUAUGAGACUUCUCUCUCAAACAUUUCGUACCCAAAAACCCUCAAAUUCAAAUUCACAGCUUUCCAAAUCUUCUUCUUCCUCAACUAAGGAUCCAAUAUUGAUCGUCAAAUCAGAGCCGAAGCCGAAGCAAUGGUGUGUGUAUCUCAUCAUCUCCUCCAAUUCCCCCAUCAAAACCUAUGUAGGCGUCACCCUCGACUUCGAUCGGCGUUUGAAACAACAUAAUGGUGAAAUAAAAGGUGGUGCAAAAGCAACUCGGACAGGACGACCUUGGCUUUGUGCGUGUACAAUUCAUGGUUUUAAAGACCAAGGUCAAGGUUUCUUCUUGUUUCUGAUUCGUGGAGAUGGACCAUUGACCCUUCUUCAUCGUUUUUUGUGAAAUCUCUCAUGAAUGACUUGGUGGGUCCAGUUGCGCAUCUUGAGAAUGAUAUUUAUUCUGUCAUUUGGUUGGAUCACUACCUCAAGAAAAUAAAAUUUUUCUUCUGAGAACUUAGCCUUGGUGCUGUUAAUACUAUUUAUCGGCUUCAAUGUUGUAUGCCAUAUAUGUCUAUUUCUCCAUUUUGGUGUAUUAUGUGUCAGUGUCAGUGUCAUGCUGAAUCUCCAACUCAUUUAUUUUUGCACUGUACCUUUGCUUCCUGUUUCUGCCAUAUUGUUCUUGAUGCUUUUGGUUGGGCUACAGCUUGCUCUAAUAACAUAUUCGACCUCCUUGCUUCUCUUUUGAUGGGUCACCCGUUUUCUGGCAUUUAGAAGACAAUUUGGUUGGCUAUUCUUCGAGCUUUCUUCUGGACAUUAUGGGACGAGCAUAAUAAGCGUCUUUUUAAAGAUUCUUUUUCUUCCUUUGAUUCUUUCGUAGAUUUAGUCUUGUCUACUACGUUGUAUUGGUGCAAAACUAAGCACCCGUUUAAAAACUUUAGUCACUCUUAUUUAGUUUCUAAUUGGCAAUCUCUUUGUAAUCACCAUUAGGUGCUUGGGUCUCCCCUAUUUCAUUUUAUCAAUGAAAUGUUUCUUAUUUAAAAAAAAAAAAAAA